GCCGCUACCACCACCACGGUUACGCCACGACCGCGCGCGUUAGUAACGUUUCGGUAUCGCUACCGCGCGCAACCCGACGCCGCCGCCGCCGACGACGACGACGUCGUCAUAAUAUUUUUUACCGAGGACAGCACGCAGACCCUCGCGGACUUCCGAGACUCGCGGGCCGCUGUUUUAUACCGCCGUCGUGUAUUUCGUAAUAAUGAUUAACCAUCGAUCAUAAAAAAAUUUACCAUCAUCAUUAUCGCCGCGAAUCCAAAUUUUUUAUUGCGGAUCGUACCGUUCGCAUCGUCGCCGCGGUGCAGUUCUGUCGGGGGCUGCGUUCCCGGGGCAGACGACUUCGCGCGCCUAUAUCUGCCGCGGAUAUUCGCGCGCAUUUCACACCAACCUUUUAGAAUUUUAAAGAUAAUAUUAAUUUAGUUUCCAUGUGCGUCUGUGCGAGGUUUCGCGAUGGAUUUGAGUAGACCGCCGAUCCGGUAACUCGUCGUAUACCGGAAAUCUGCGUUUUCCGUGUUAUUAUUUGUAAAUUCUUCUCUCGAGAUUUAGCCAUGGAAGCAGGUAGUUCGGCUUGCGUGGCUUUGGCGUUUUUGGUCAACUACAAUACGUUAAAAGCUGGCUUCGUGUAUGAUGACAGUCGGGCGAUCGUCAACAACCCGGACGUGACACGAGCCGCGCCGCUGACCGACAUCUGGACCAACGACUUCUGGGGCACGCCGAUCGGGUCGAGCAGCUCGCACGGCUCGUACCGGCCGCUGUGCGUGGCCUCGUUCCGGCUGAACCACUGGACGGGCGGCCUGGACCCGAAGGGCUACCACGCGGCCAACGUUCUGCUGCACUGCGCCGUCACGUAUCUGGUAUACGCCGUGUACCGGACGCUGAUGCCCGGCCGCCGGCCAGCCGCGGCCGCGGCCGUGUUCGCCGUCCACCCGGUGCACGCCGAGGCCGUGGCCGGUGUCGUGGGUCGCGCCGACCUGCUUGCCUGCCUGUUCUACCUGGCCGCAUUUCUGUGCUACGCGGCGCACGUCCGGCACCGGGAUAGGACGCCAGACCCGCGGCGCCGCGUCGUGUGUUGCGACGCCGGCUGCCACCGUCGGACGUACCGACUGGGCUCGGCGGUGCGCACCGUCUUCGCCGCCCUGGGCCUGGGCACGUGCUCUAGUGACUUGGACGGCCUACCCGGCGGCGUCACCGAGUGCUGCGCGGUCCGAGAGUGGGCCUGCUUGGCGGCCACCGUGCUCAUGGCGGCCGCGUCCAUGUUGGCCAAGGAAACCGGUUUGACCGUGCUGGCCGUGUGCGCCGUGUACGACGUGCUGUUCGCCAGCAAGCAGUCGCCGAACAAGAACUCCGGAGGAAUGUACAGGACGCUGGCAAUCCUGUCGGGCGCGGCGGCCGGUUUGCUGUUCGCCAGGAUGUCGCUGAUGGGCGACAGCGGACCACCGGUGUUCGCGGCCGCCGACAACCCGACCGCAAAGUCGCCAAGCCUGGUGACGCGGACUCUAACGUUUCUCUACCUGCCCGCCGAGAACUUCCGGUUGCUCGUCUACCCCCGGAGGCUGAGCUUUGACUGGUCCAUGGACGCCAUCGCGCCCGUCACGUCCGUCUACGACCCCAGGAACGCCCUGUCCGUCGCUCUGUAUGUGGCCCUGUUUGCCGCAGCCAAGCGGUCCGCCGCAGCCGCGUCCAGGGCCAGGCUGCACCACAACCGACCUCACAGAUGUUGUUCAAAGACCAAGUACGAUCGCCCGGCUGACCGUCCCGAUGACCCGGCAAGGGCCGUCGGACUCGCUGUCGCCAUGACCGCCAUCCCGUUCGUGCCGGUGUCCAACAUGUUUUUCUACGUGGGCUUCGUGCUGGCCGAGAGGGUGCUGUACAUGCCCAGCGUGGGCUAUUGCUUCCUGUUCGGGUACGGUUACGCGGCGCUUGAACGCCGUUUGGGGCCUAAGUGGCCAAGGAUGGGGCUGAUGGUGGUGCUCACCGUGUACGGUGCCCGGACGGUCAUCAGGAACAACGACUGGCAGGACGACGAGUCGCUGUACAGAUCGGGCGUGCACAUCAACCCGCCGAAAGCCUACGGAAAUUUGGGCUCAAUACUGAGCAGUCAGGGUCGAUUAGACGAGGCGGAAACGGCGCUGAGGACAGCGUUACGAUAUCGACCGAACAUGGCGGACGUGCAUUACAAUUUAGGGAAUCUGCUGCGGGAAAAAGGCGACGCCGAAGCAGCCGUGUCGAGUUACAAAAAUGCGAUCAAGUACAGACCGUCCCUGGCAGUGGCGUACCUGAACAUGGGGCAGCUGUUGGCAACGAUGGGCCGAUGCGAGGAAGCGGAGUCCGUGCUGAAACUAUGCAGUUCGUUGGACGGUUCGCAUUCCAAGGACCCUGUGAACCACGAGACCAGCAGGGUGUCAGCACUGGUCACGUUGGGCAAAUUGCACGCCGACCGGGGCAGGUACUCGGACGCGGUGCAGGCUUACAAGCACGCAGUUGCCAUACUGCCACCGUACUACAACUCUCGGGUACUGUUCAGUUUGUAUGGCGACGCGUUGGCGCAACUCAACAGACACAGAGAAGCCGAAAUGUGGCACAAGGCGGCACUGGAAGUCGGGCCCGACCAUGUUCCGGCGCACUUGAGUUACGGGAAAUGGCUCGCAAAAAACAGAACGCGUAUUCACGAGGCAGAAAAUUGGUUUCUACGGGCAAAAAAAUUGGCUCCCGGUGACGCGUCCGUGUACAAACAUUUCGGAGUUUUUCUGCUGGAACAAGAACGGUACCCCGAAGCCGCGUCGCAGCUAGUGGAAGCCGUCGCCCUGGAGCCCGAAGACUACGACCUGACAGUGACGGCAGCCACCGCGCUAAGGCAGGCGGGCGUGUCGCUCAGGGCAGAGGACAUGUACAGAAAGGCAGCCACACUCAGGCCACAAGACGCGAGCAGCCACAGCAACCUGGGAGCCAUGCUGCACCUGAACGGCAAACACCGAGAGGCGUUAUCCAGCUACCAGAACGCGCUGAGGAUAUCGCCGGACGACCGGACCACGCUGGACAAUCUCAACAAACUGAGGAACGUGUUGCGGCGCCGGUCCCGAGCGGCGUGAUGAUGACCACCGCGACGGACGUGAUAAUAAUAUUACACCGUAAUGAUAUUAUGUACUUAAUAUAGGGUUAUAAUAAUAAUAUAAUAUGACGAUAAUUUGACGACGACGACGACGACGACGCGUGUGUGCGGUUUUGUAUUUGAAACGUAAUUUUCUAUAUUUUUUUUUUCGUACCUAUAUAAUAAUAUAUAUAAAUAUAUUUUAAAAAUAUUUAAUCCUGUACAUAAUAAUACAUAGUAUAUACCUACCAUAUAUUAUAUGAUAUUAUAGUACCUAUGUGUAUGAUUGAAGUCUUAUGUAUUAAAUAUUAUAAAAAUUCUAACAUGAUAUUAUUCUAUGAUAUUGUGUAGUGUACAUAUUAUUGUAAAUUUAAAUUUUAUUUUACUUGCAAUGAGUCUACAUAACAUUAUUAUUAUUAUUUUUACUACCAUAUUUAUAUAGUAGAACCUCGAUAGUCCGGACGAAUUCAGACCAAGUGUCGUCCUGAUCACUAAAAGUUUUUCGAGGGUACUCGGGUACUCGAAUGGCUAAGGACUUUUUCCAUCCCUUUAAUUUAUUACAUUAAAAAACUAGUUACAAAAAAAAAUGAAGUAACAUUUAUUAGGUACAAGAUUCGACUAGCUGAUGUUUAUUAGCGAAGAAUUCGGUUAUCUUCUUUUGAGUAAGUUGUAUAGAUUUUCGUUUCAAAGCAGCAACAAAAUUGCAAUUUUCAGUGCUCUACGUGCUCAAUAUUGAGUGCAGCUUUCAGCACUCCCACUUAACUCGUAGGUUAACUGUGUUUCGGAAAUUCUGGUCAAAUUAGGUAGGUACCUAUUUAUGUUUCGUCCGGACUAUCGAGCCUCUACAAUUUAAUAAUAUGUUGGUACUUAUUUACAAAGUGGCAGAAAACCUAUGGUCUUCUUCAGCGUGGAAUAUUCGAAUUCAGCGGACCCCACUCGUAAUAAUAUUACUAUACGUAUUUGAAAUUGCCGAUUUCCUCGGACGACUUAACCACGAGUUUUCGUUUUAUACAAAUUAAAGUCUUUGCCGGCUUUCAGGAGCGUAGCCACACAAACAAAUCUACAUUAUUGACAAUUGUUUUUUUUAUAAGUGUUCGUUGAAGCCAAAGCUGUAAAAAAGUUACGAGAACCGCAACGAUCGAGGUGAUCGAGCUCUAGUACUCGUGAUGCAAAAUCCAAUUAAAAUUUACUGGUGUCAAUAGUAAUUAUACUAUGAUACAUCUUUUUUAUCGGUUACUUCGAGAUAACGUCGUAAUAUACUAUCUUAUUUGUAACUUUUAAUUUACCCCCACCAUGUCCGUGGAGAAAUCGGUAGUUUUCAACGAAAGAAUAAUUCUCCACCGAAUACGAACACUAUAAUUAAUAUAUAUAUAAUAUAUAUAUAUAUACUCUCACAGUUACACUUUCAGAAGACCGUUUGUUUUUUCAGCUUUUUAAGUAUGUAUAACAUUAGUUCUAAUAUAUUAUAUUAUAUUGUACAAAAUCGAUAGAAUUAAAAUAUUAUUAUAUAUUUAUUUUCGUUUCCAUUCAUGAUGAUAUUAUUAUAAUAGUAUGCUAGAAUUUAGUCGCGGGCGUUACGAUCAAAACGUGACGAACCUAACCCCCAGCUUAAUAUAUUUUUCUUCGGCCAUCGUUCACUGGAAAAUCGAGGAGGAGGGGAACAGAAAGAGUGAAAACUGGUACCCGGUAUUUUAUUGAGAAACGCGGUUUUCCAAAUGCUUCGGUCACAGGACCCGGUGGUCCUGAUCAAACAGGUGGAAGUUUAUCUCGUCAUCAUAAUAAAAAAAGUCCGUCACGGUCUCGACGAGUUAUAAGAAUCGUGAAGCGCCGAAGACAAAACCUCGCAAUCAAUUUGGUGGGUCGACACGUCACCUAGUCCGUCACGCGGAAUUUUUCCUUAUAUUUUCAAACAAGCUUCCCGUUUCGCCUCGAACGGUGUUAUAUCGACGUCAUCACCUUCGACGGUUUUAUUUUUAUUAUAAUUCAUUUUUUUUUUUUUUAACAAACUCGUUCUGGAAACAGCGAAUUUUUCACCAUCGAUUAUAAUAAUGUAUUAAACCAAACCGUUUAUCUACGUCUAUGCUUAUCGCAUUACUAAAAAACGUAAUUUUAUUUGUUUUGAAAUAAUUAAUAUACACACGUGUGUACUGCUGCCAACGCCGUUGCCCAUUCGAACAUAAUAUUUUUUUAACUCAUAUUAUAUUUUAUUGUUUGGUGAGCACACGCGAGUGGUGCAGUCGUGCUCGUAAUCUUUUUCUGUCAUAACUUCAUUAAUUUCUUAAGACGUUUCAUGGCUUUGUCGUAGGUACAACCACCGUCGAGGUGAUAGAGGGAAUAACCAUUUGAUAUUUUUGCGUUAAUUUUUUUCGUAUCUUUAUUUUUAGUCCACUGCAAGAUACUUGGGGGGGGGGGGGGGGGGGGAGAGAGUGUUCCUAUUUCCCGACGUCAUAACGUUUCGUUUUAUUUUUAAUUGUAUAUAUUUAAUAUUAUAUUAUUAUUAUGAAAGCGUAAUAUAAAAUGUUGUUAUUGUAUUGUAUGUUGCGUAUAUAUCUCUGUGUGAAAUAUUAUGUCAAAUGAUUAAUGUUUUUAAGAUAGACCUUAACCGACCGGCCGACCGUUUUUUUUCACGGCCGUCUCGAUUUAUUUUUUUAAUCCAUUUUCGUAACAAAAAUGAUUUAUAGUGUGUUUUAAUAAUAUAAUAAUUUAUUUACUAUGACCGUUGCGUGCGGUGAUAUCGUCGUCAGACCAUCCGGCCUGGAAACGCUUUUCUUUCGCGAUUUUCCGAAAUCCAAAAAAAAAACCAAAAACAACGCCGUCUCCGCUUCUAGUCAACGAUAUUCGCGAUAAUCCAACUAUGUGACACACCUAUGUCAGACGCCUAUAUAGUAUAUUAUAAUUUAAUAUAUUGCGAUGACGCAAUAUUUUAGAACAUUUCACAUAGGUUCGUGGACAUCCGAACUCUAAAAAUGCAUAAUACAUAAUAUUAUUAUAGCCAUUUAUAUACAUACAAUAUAUAGGUGUUCGCAUAUUAUAAUAUUAAUAAUAUUAUGUAAAAACGCGAUUAAAGCAUUGUACAUGAUUUAUACGAUUCACACAAAAAUAAUAAUAAUAUUAUAAUAUAAUAUAACAUAAGUGUGUGUUUAUGUGACUUAAAUGUAAAUAUAUUUGAAAACAAAUAUUUGAUAUUUUGUACAUUUCGUGUAAAGACAAUAAAAUUAAGACGUCUCAUGAU
This is a messenger RNA of Metopolophium dirhodum (rose-grain aphid), 6320 nucleotides long. Its product is annotated as protein O-mannosyl-transferase TMTC2-like. Gene Ontology annotation, cellular component: endoplasmic reticulum membrane. The transcript has 12 exons. The coding region runs from base 549 to 3089 and encodes 846 amino acids. The record is from RefSeq and is a predicted model, not a curated record. Lineage: Eukaryota; Metazoa; Arthropoda; Insecta; Hemiptera; Aphididae. Gene Ontology annotation, biological process: protein O-linked glycosylation via mannose. Gene Ontology annotation, molecular function: protein binding; mannosyltransferase activity.